AUGGGCUCCGUUUCUUACAUUCCCUAUCGCCUCGAUGGCAAGGUCGCUCUGGUGACCGGAUCUGGUCGGGGUAUUGGGGCCGCCAUGGCCGUUGAACUGGGCCGAUGCGGCGCAAAAGUCAUCGCCAACUAUAACAAGUCUGUCAGUUCUGCAAACCAGGUUGUUGAGGAAAUCAAGGCGCUCGGCUCAGACGCGGUCGCUAUUCAAGCAGAUAUCAGCCAAGUGUCCCAGACCGUGAAACUCUUCGAGGAAGCCGUCAAAGCCUUUGGUGGAAUUGACAUUGUGUGUUCCAACGCUGGGGUCAUUUCUUUUGGUCAUCUGAGCGAGGUCACCGAGGAAGAGUUCGAUAGGGUCUUCAGUGUAAACACACGAGGACAGUUCUUUGUCGCACGCGAAGCAUAUAAGCAUUUAAACCAGAACGGGCGAAUUAUCCUGAUGAGCUCUAACACGGCCGAUUCAUUUACCGUUCCCAAGCACUCGCUUUACUCUGCUUCUAAGGCUGCUAUCAACGCGUUUGUUCGUUGUCUAGCGAAGGAUUGUGGUGACAAGAAAAUCACCGUCAAUGCGGUUGCCCCCGGUGGAACUGUCACUGACAUGUUCCACGAAACAGCAAAGGACUAUCUGCCUAACGCGGACAAGCUGUCUAAGCAACAAAUUCUCGAUAUUGUGGCGAAUAUCUCCCCGUUGACUCGGUGCGGUUACCCAGCUGAUGUUGCUAGGGUGGUGUGCUUUUUGGCUUCUAAAGAGAGUGAAUGGGUUAAUGGAAAGGUUAUAGGAGUGGAUGGUGGUGCUGCCUAG
Messenger RNA from Microsporum canis CBS 113480, 798 nucleotides. RefSeq names its product 17-beta-hydroxysteroid dehydrogenase. The record is from RefSeq and is a predicted model, not a curated record. The transcript has 2 exons. Gene Ontology annotation, molecular function: oxidoreductase activity. Lineage: Eukaryota; Fungi; Ascomycota; Eurotiomycetes; Onygenales; Arthrodermataceae. Bases 1 to 798 code for a protein of 265 amino acids.